AUGAGUGUUUCAGCUGAAUAUGCUUUACGCGAACUAUUAUUACGAAGUGGUAUUCGAGAUACAUUGGAAGGUAUGAGUGAUGAUGAUGUACGAAAUACAGUGAUCACUGAAAUUAACAAUCGCACUGGUCAUCUCCAUGAUCAAGCAACAAAAUUAAUUGCUUUGAUUCGUCAAUCUAAGAUAGUUGUUCGUGAUGAAAAUCGCAUACAUCGUUUUUAUCCAGAUGAACUAUGCUCAUGUCAAGAUCAUUUUUAA
Molecule: messenger RNA, 255 nt
Organism: Rotaria sp. Silwood2
Lineage: Eukaryota; Metazoa; Rotifera; Eurotatoria; Philodinida; Philodinidae
Source: the annotation of a GenBank genome assembly